AGCGCAGCCGGAAGGUGGCCUAAGAGCCCUUCCCCCGUGACCCUGGGGCAGUCUAACUUCCCUUCCUUCGGCUGCAACCCGAGUCCCAGGUGGCGAGCCGGCGUCGGGCUGUGGGAUCGGGUGUCCAAGCUGGAGGCAGUAGCAGUCUCAGCAGCAGCCACAGCAGCGGCCACCCGGGCUGGGGCGACUGCGGGGCCGCGCCGGCGGGGCCGCGCCCGGGGGCGGGGAGGAGGAGGUGCGGAGGCAGGGGAGAUGUGCGCGGUGGCGCGCUGCACGGAGCCAGGUGGAGUCGCGGUUACCGGGGCGACCAGGGCCCGGGCCGGCUCGGCGGCAGCGGCUGCUCGUCUCGCAUUGCAGCAAAGGGCAGCGGCGGCUGCGGAGGCGGCCGGGGGCGGGGAGAGCCCGGGUGGGUGGGAGCCCAGGAGCCAGGGAGGGCCAACCCCCCUGCUAAGCCCUGCUCUACUGCGCCCCUGGGGCCAGGCCCGGACCCGAGCGGACACACCUGUGGCCGCAGCAGCCCAACUACUGGAGCUUUAAGACUCGAAGCUCCCGUCACUCACAGGGGGCCCAGCCAGGGCUGGCAGACCAGGCUGCCAAGUUAUCCUUUGCUUCCGCUGAGUCACUGGAGACCAUGUCGGAGGCUGAACUGCCCCUAGGUUUCAGCAGGAUGAAUCGAUUCCGCCAGAGCUUGCCCCUCUCACGAUCUACCAGCCAGACAAAGCUCCGUUCCCCAGGGGUGCUAUUCCUGCAGUUUGGGGAAGAGACACGGCGGGUGCACAUCACCCAUGAGGUCAGCAGCCUGGACACACUCCAUGCCCUCAUUGCCCACAUGUUCCCACAGAAGCUCACCAUGGGCAUGCUCAAGUCACCCAAUACAGCCAUCCUCAUCAAGGAUGAGGCUCGGAACAUAUUCUAUGAGCUUGAAGAUGUCCGGGACAUUCAAGACCGAAGUAUUAUCAAGAUUUACAGGAAAGAACCACUCUAUUCUGCCUUUCCUGGCUCCCACCUCACUAAUGGGGACCUUCGGAGAGAGAUGGUCUACGCCUCCAGGGAAUCAUCGCCUACCCGGCGCCUGAACAACCUCUCCCCGGCCCCCCACCUCUCCUCGGGCUCCCCACCUCCCGGCCUGCCCUCUGCCUCCCCUUCCCGGUCCAGGCUCUCCUACGCAGGGGGGAGUGGGGGCCGCCCCCCAUCCUAUGCCGGCAGCCCCGUGCACCACUCUGAAAGGCUGGGGGGGGUGCCCCCCGCGCCAGGCGUCUCCCCCAGCCCCAGCGCCAUCUUGGAGCGGCGGGACGUGAAGCCUGACGAAGAUCUGGCGGGCAAGGGAGGAGGGGUGAUGCUAGUGAAAGGGGAGGGCCUCUACGCAGACCCCUACGGGCUGCUCCACGAGGGGCGACUGAGCCUGGCCUCGGCCGGAGGGGACCCCUUUGCCUACCCCGGCGGGGGACUCUACAAGCGGGGCUCGGUGCGCUCCCUCAGCACGUAUUCUGCCACCGCCCUGCAGUCCGACCUGGAGGAUUCCCUGUACAAAGCUGCCACUGGCAGCGGCGGGCCACUCUACGGGGACGGCUUUGGCUUCCGUCUGCCCCCGGCUUCUCCCCAGAAACUGGUGGACGUGGCACCACCCCAGGGCGGCCCUCCGCCUCCCCAUAGCCCUUAUUCGGGGCCGCCCAGUCGCUCCUCUCCUGUCCGCCAGUCCUUCCGCAAGGACUCUGGUUCUUCCUCCUCUGUCUUUGCUGAGAGCCCGGGGGGCAAGCCACGGGGUGGGGGAGGCUCUUCAUCUUCUGGGGUGCCCCCGUCAGAGCUUUUCCCAGGGCCGGGGGAGCGUCCACUGGCAGGCUUCGGGCCUCCGGUGCCAGCCAAGGACACGGAGACCAGGGAACGCAUGGAAGCCAUGGAGAAGCAGAUUGCCAGCUUGACGGGACUGGUGCAGAGUGCCCUCCUCCGGGGUUCAGAGGCUGAGACCCCCAGUGAGAAGAUUGAAGGUUCCAAUGGGGCAGCAACACCCUCAGCACCUUGUGGGCUGGGUGGACGGAGCAGCGGGGCCACUCCGGUUCCGGCGCCUCCUCCGCCAUCAGCCAGCAGCACCCCUGCGGGCCCCCCAACGGCCGUCACCCGGCUACACAUGCAGCUGCACCUCCACGACCUCCAGCACAACGCCGGCGACCUCCGCAACCAGCUGCAGCAGCUCCGCAAACUGCAGAUGCAGAAUCAGGAGUCUGUUCGAACCCUGCUGAAGCGCACAGAGGCUGAGCUGAGCCUUCGGGUGUCCGAAGCAGUCCGGAAGCAGGAGGACCCUCUGCAGCGGCAGCGUACCCUGGUGGAGGAGGAGAGACUGCAUUAUCUGAGCGAGGAGGAGCUGGUCACCCAGCAGCUCAAUGAUCUGGAGAAGUCGGUGGAGAAGAUUCAGAAGGAGGUGUCCCACAACCAUCGGCUGGUCCCGGGUCCUGAGUUGGAGGAGAAGGCUUUGGUGCUGAAACAACUCGGGGAGACCCUCACAGAGCUCAAGUCACAAUUUCCUGGGUUGCAGAGCAAGAUGCGAGUUGUUCUCCGGGUAGAGGUAGAGGCAGUAAAGUUCCUGAAGGAGGAACCGCAGAGACUGGAUGGGCUUCUCAAACGCUGCCGAGGGGUCACCGACACACUGGCCCAGAUCCGAAGGCAAGUGGACGAGGGCACGUGGCCACCUCCAAACAACCUCCUGAGUCAAUCUCCAAAGAAGGUGACGGCUGAGUGUGACUUCAGCAAGAGCCUGGACUUCGAGGUGCCACCCCCCAGCCCUCCCCUGAGCCUCCAUGAGCUGGGGGGGCCAGGCGAUGGCACCGCUCACACACCUAAAGGGGGCAAUCCCUCCAGGGGCCCCGAAACACCCAGCAAGAGAAGUGUGGACAAGGCCGUGUCUGUGGAGGCAGCAGAGAGGGACUGGGAGGAGAAGAGGGCAGCCCUGAGCCAAUAUAGUGCCAAGGACAUCAACCGGCUGUUAGAGGAGACGCAGGCAGAGCUGCUGAAGGCCAUCCCGGACCUGGAUUGCGCGGGCAAGCCUCGUGGGCCAGCCCCCACCCCUGAGCACAAGCCCUCCAAAGCCCCCCAUGGCCAGAAGGCAGCUCCCCGUGGAGAGGCCAGUGGGCGGAGGGGCUCAGAUGAGUUGACAGUCCCCCGAUACCGAACAGAAAAGCCUUCUAAAUCACCCCCACCGCCUCCUCCCCGGCGAAGCUUCCCUUCCUCCCACGGCCUUACCACCACCCGCACUGGGGAGGUCGUGGUCACCAGCAAGAAGGACUCAGCCUUUAUCAAGAAGGCGGAGUCAGAGGAGCUGGAGGUACAGAAGCCCCAGGUGAAACUACGCCGGACAGUGUCUGAGGUGGCCCGUCCAGCCUCCACGCCACCCAUCAUGGCAUCGGCCAUCAAGGAUGAAGACGAUGAGGACCGCAUUAUCGCAGAGCUGGAGGUGUUUGAGAGAAGUUCAAUACCCCUCUCCCCCACGCCCCGCUGCCAGCUGUUCCCAGCCUCGUUCUCCCCCCAGGAAUCAGGGCUCUUUGGGGUGUCCACUCCGGGCCCCCCACGGAAGAAUUCCCUACUCCCCAGAAGCUUCUGUAUCCCCCAGAUCAUUCUAACCGAAUGCGCUUCCAACCCACCUUCGCCUCCAGAGGUUAUGCCAAAAGACGCAGGUACAAGGAGAAUGCCCAUCCCACUGCCCCGAGCAUUAGUGAGGGCUGGUCCAACCGGAGUCACCAACCAGUGCCAAGCACCAUCACUUGGUCAGGACCUGACAGGGGCCAAAUUGGAGGUGACAACGUCUCUGGCAGAACAUGAUAUCUGCCCACCAGGGAGUUCCAAGGGACCAAGGCAAGAGGAGACAGCUUUGAAGACAGAGAACACCAAGGUCCAAACACCGACAGGAGACACCAUCCAACAGCCAGUGGAAGAAAAAGAAGCUGGAUUGGCCUGCCACAAGGGCGAGGAUCCAGAUGGAAAUCAGGGGUCUAUCCAGUGUCCAGGUGUCCUUGCAGACUCUGUCCCAACCAUGGUGGACCCAGAAGGAGCCACUGAAAACUCUGGGCACCAUACUCACAUGUCCGUGGGAGACUAUUCAGAGAGGACUGUGCCUCAGGCCCAGAGUAAUAAAGAUCCCCUUGGUUUGGCCUCGGCAGAGAGGGACACCAGCUCCUGGCUCCCCUUUCAGCGGCUUGACAGUUUGGAGGAGACGCUCCAAGAGCUCGAGGCUACAUUGAAUUCGAUGGGCAAAGCCCCUUCAGCAGCCUCCAUUGGCAUCCUCUCUGGGACAGCGUCCCAGUCGCCCAGGUUCCAGAGCGGCGGGGUCUCCAUCCCACCUAUGAAGAUGGUGAUGCCAGGGGCAUCCAGGCUGAAGCCAGGACAGGCCAGCAGCCCGGACAAAGGCAAGCACAGCAAACAGCGGUCAGAGUACAUGAGGAUCCAGGGCCAGCAGCAGGUCAGUAGACCAUCAAAAGAGGUGAUCGGGUCAAAUGAGACCUCAAGCCCAGUCUCAGAAAAACCCUCUGCUUCCAGAACCUCCAUCCCUGUAUUGACUUCCUUUGGGGCAAGGAAUUCUUCCAUCUCCUUCUAAAAUCCUAUGUUCUUCCUCCCAUUUCCUUCCCUCUUCUUCCUCCUUCAAUUUACCUCCCACCAUAAUCCCUUCAUCUCCCAAUCCCCAACAUGCACCCUCCUCCAGAAUCUCAACAGGAUUUGCAGAAGUUGUGCCCACCUUGUAGCUGUCCUUACCCCACUCGUGGUGUUUUUGAUUUUUUGAAAUAAUCCACUUUUAAUGACCUUUUCUAAAAGCCAAAAACCAACAACAACAAACCUUAAAAUCAAACACACCAUCUACCCCUUUCUGUCCCAGACUGGUCUCCUCUUGGGUCACCAUCCUUUCAUAUUUUCUAUCCCAAUUUCCUUUUUCACAAUCCUGCACUUUCCCAUUCUUCUCUCCCUCUCCCCCCUCCUUUUCCUUUUUUCCUGUCUCCCUUCUGGCUUCCUGAUACUGCUCCAAAUGAACUUGGACCUAUGUCUGGAAUCUCCAAGCCAUGAGGACUUGGAGCUGUGAAAGGUACCCCCUCUCUCCCACCCUGAUACCUUCGUGGGAGAAGAACUGGACCCAACUCUAAAGAAGGGGCUCAGAGAUGGGGGAACAAGAAGAGACCCUGGAAACACCUCCUGGCUGUCUGACCUCUGGACAUGACUGUUAAUCUGUCACUGCUGCUAUCCUGGCUCUCCUCUCCAGGAGGAGACUUUGAAAGCCAAGAUGAAUGGACUAGAGAUAGAACCCCCUGCCUCAGGGGCUGCAGGGAAGCCUCUCUAUCUGUUUCUUCGAGGGAGAGGACAUGAGGUCUGCCCUUUAUUGGCAAUAAGGAACUACCCACGGAGUCCAGAGCUAGGGUGAGGGGUGCUAUUUUGGAUUCUGUGAGUUUGGGGGCAGGGGCAGUCCAGUGUUGAGGAGACACUGCCCUGGGGGAUGGGGAUACCCCAGGAAGGGACUUUACUUUUAGUUUCUUAAUUUAGCACUUUAAAUGUCAUUAAUUUAUUUAAAAGGAGGGGGGAGGUAGCAGGAAAUAGAUGGCAAAGAGAAUCUGAUGUGCUACUGAGAGGACACCAGAAUGUAUGGGAAUCUGGAAGAUGAGGCACUAGAGAAAGAUAGAAAAGAGAAAGAGAAAGAAGAGGGUGAGGAAGGUUAUCUGAUUCUCCCCUCCCCCAUUAGAAAUAUAGGAAUUUUCAGGGAAAGAGUGAAGUGGUGGAGAAACAGGCAUGGGUCCAGAGCCCCUGGGCUCUCCCCACUUGGGUCAUGGUGGCCACAAAGGGAACUGGCCAGCCAGCCAGUGCUCACUCAGGCCUUACCAUUCUAGAACCUGGACUGGACCAAGAGUAUUUGGGCCUAUCCUGAGGCAUUCUGAAGAGCAUUAAGUGGGUCUUAGACUGGAAGGAAUAAGUAUUGUCCCAGGGUCCAGGAUAUUGGGGAUGGGUGACUGAAUGAAGCUGGGGAGUGGACCUAGAAUAGAAAAGAAGCCAUUCCCCCCCCAGCAUCUGGAGCACAACUGGUACAUGAAUGCCAGCACAGGAAGUACAUGAGGCAAGGUCGUGCAAUCCUCCGCUCAAACAGGAGCGGGGUCUUCUGAGCACAGAGGAAGGAUGAGGGGUCAAGGGGGGAAGGGGGUUGUACUUGGAAGAUUCUUUUUUUGGUUGGUUCUUGUUUUCAAGAUUGGGAUCAUUUUUGUAUGAAGGUGUGUGAAGCUUUUUGAAGAAUAAUCUAGAAGAGGAAAAAACUCACAAAAAACUGAACCCUCCUGAACCCCCUCCUCCACAAAAAAAUAUAAAGAAAAAAGGGGAACCUCAUAAAUGAUGCAAUUACUUUUAAUUGCAGGCAACUCUUUACAUUUAAGUGAAGUGUCUUAACAUUUUAUAUUGUUUUAAAAAUAUAUUUACAUAUUAUAUAUAUAUAAUAUACGUAAUAUAAAUAUAUAUAUAUAAAUAUUUAAAAAACGGGAAAAAAAAAGAAACCUAUGCGCACUCUCCCUGGCCGCUGUUUGGCGGGGGAGGGGGCUGGGAGGCCAGGGUCCGGGAGACAGGUUUGUCUGACUUCUGGUUUGGUUCAAUUUGGCUGUACAGAGACAUCCCUCUCUUUCCCCUCAACCUCAGCCUAGAGGAGGGGAUCUGCUCUCCCUUGCUCCCCCCAAGCUGUUCUCCCAGCCUUCCCACUCUUUGGAGCUCAGUGCCCUCCCUCUCUCCACAGACUGCAUCCUUCCUCCCCGAUGGGGAUUGCUGUCCCUCCCCUCCCUGCCCCCUCCCUAAUCCCCGCGCUCCUCCGGUCCCUCUCCCUUGGAGGCCAAGUAUGUUGCCCACUUUCUCUGUCUUGAGUGUAGCGUCCCUUUGUGGCCUGUGUGAAGCCAAGGGGCACAGGCCGGCCAUGGUCAGAGAGAGACACCCUGUUCUCUCCGGCACCUCUGCUGACUGGCUGCUCGGAGAGUCCAGGGGGACUGAAGAUGCUCCCUUCCCCUUCUUUGCAACUCCGGGUGUAUGGAGGGGCAGAAGGGAGGUAGAUGGUCCUGUGAGCGUGCAUGUGGCCACCAACAUGCUUGUUCUUGCACCCGCUGCAUUCGUGCACACACUUGUGUCCCACCUAAGCCUUCACGGGGGAAGGGACCGGACCCAUCCCCACACCCUUUCAACCCCAAAACAAAGACUACCCGUCCCGUUCCGCGGCCUCAUUUUAUUUUCUCUCAACCCCUCCUUCCCCCACAGCACGUUCCCACUUGAUCUGUCUCACUCUGCUUGCUGCAUGCGCCUCACUGCUCGCACUCGUCCGUUGUCUGUCUGUGUGUGCUUGACAAAAAGAAAUCUUAGAAGUUGGGGGGGGGUACCCUCCUCCCCACCCCCCUCUCCCUCCGCUGUGCCGUGGCUCUCGCAUGGGCAGUUUCUUUUCCUUUUCCUUUCUCCAAUAGGCUGUUUCCACAGGAGCCGCACCCCAAGGGCCCUGAGUGGGGUCUCCUAGGGCUGGGGCGGUUCUGUGCCCCCCUUCCCCCCAUAGGGCUCGUGUUGGUGUAGCAAUGACUGGCUGCUUUGGAUAUUUUGUGAUCUCUGUCAGUGUAACUUGACAAUUUCUAAAUGGAAAAGGGUUGCUGUAUUCUCUGUCUCUGUCUUUCUCUCCCUCCCUCUUUUUUAAUGUCCUUCCUCAUCUUACUUUUUUGGUUUUUCUAGCCAAGUGUUUGGGGCUUUAAUAAAACUUGUUUCUUUUUUCUCUCCUGGA
Molecule: messenger RNA, 7753 nt
Organism: Monodelphis domestica (gray short-tailed opossum)
Lineage: Eukaryota; Metazoa; Chordata; Mammalia; Didelphimorphia; Didelphidae
Gene: SRCIN1
Product: SRC kinase signaling inhibitor 1
Biological process (GO): regulation of dendritic spine morphogenesis
Cellular component (GO): actin cytoskeleton; cytoplasm; postsynaptic density
Source: RefSeq, a predicted model, not a curated record